Ananas comosus (pineapple) is the source of this 1585-nucleotide messenger RNA. RefSeq names its product protein TIFY 8. Gene Ontology annotation, biological process: response to wounding; regulation of defense response; regulation of jasmonic acid mediated signaling pathway. The transcript is spliced from 6 exons. Lineage: Eukaryota; Viridiplantae; Streptophyta; Magnoliopsida; Poales; Bromeliaceae. Gene Ontology annotation, cellular component: nucleus. The record is from RefSeq and is a predicted model, not a curated record. Bases 86 to 1330 code for a protein of 414 amino acids.
CUCUCUCUCUCUCUCUCUCUCUCUCUCUCUCUCUGUUCCCAAUGACGAAGAGCAUGGGUGAUCAUGAUGAAGCGAAGAAGAUGGGAUGGAGCGAGGGAGGACGAUAAUGGCGGUGGCGAUGAUGGGCGCAGGAGGGGACGAUGAUGAGAGCAACGCGAAGAGGAACAAGAACCCCAUCUUUCACGACUUCUUGGGGAUGAGCGGUGAGGAUGCGAUGCUCCCCCCGCCCUCUUCGUGGACGAAGAGCGCCGGGGCGUCGGCGGCGGCGGCGCCGGAGGCUGAGGUCUCGCCGGCGGCUUCUUCCGGCGGGUUAGGGUUUGCUUCCGGGAGCUCCGUAAUGGGUUCGGAUUUGGUAGAGAGGCAUGGGGGGAACAAUUCUGAGGUUUUUCACUUUCAUGGUAGGAAGACUGCUUUACCAGGGGUUGAGGUUUGUAAGACCUUUUCAGGAAGGAAGAGGAACAACUCGGACUCAGCUUACACGAGUCUAAUUAAAGAUAGGAUGCUUCCGCUGGGUUCAGAUUCUCUUGAAAGUUCACGAAUUCACAAGGCAUUUGGAAAGGAGUUCGUUGGGGAGCAGUCGAGAAGAUCAUGUGUUGAUGAAAUCACCUUUUCCAUGCAGCCUCCACAAAGGCCAUCUUCUCUUAUACUAUCUCCUAAUUUUAGAUGUGACCGGUCUGUGCCCAUGAGUUCUGGGAAAUUAAUCCAUUAUCCUUCCCGAUUUGGGCAAAACAGGGCUUGUGGAGAUAAAGUUUCAUCCCCGUUUACGUAUAGGGAUGCUAAUAGCAUGGGUGCCACGAUUGUUUCUCAACCUGCGGCAGAUGAAGGUUCUAGAACGGGAAUUAAAGGUUCUGGAGUCUUGAAGAUUACAGAUCCAGGAAGCCAGGCUGGUGACAGGAGCAUUACUACGUUGUUACCUUCUAGCACUACGCUGAAGAUUGCUAAGACCCUCCAACCUGAGUCAUCUAAUUCACCCAGUCAUCACCUGAAAACAUCUGGUGGUCGGCAAAUGACCAUAUUCUAUGCUGGUCAAGCACAUGUCUUUGAUAAUGUCCAUCCAAAUAAGGCAGAUGUGAUAAUGGCAUUGGCUGGAUCAAGUGGAAGUUCGUGGUCAACCACCUAUGCCCUAGGGUCUGAAGCCCGGCCAUCUGCAGGUGAAGCUAAAGUUCCUGGUGGAGAAGUUGAAGUGCAAGCAAAUAGCUUACUACCAUCCACCCAUGGACAUUUGGAACCUGCUUGUAUUCAGGUCCCACCAACUCCAGGGGUUCUUCAUGGUAGCAUGCCACCCAUUCCAGCAUCAGAACCCAACAAGGAGAGCAAAACGGAUGUAUAAUACUGUGUGCACGAGUCGCAAAAUCGCGCUCUAGCUUACUAGUUUGGGAAUCUGAUUUUCUCGUCGCAGCUUCUUUACCUAUAUCAAUGUAAGUUGUAGACCUCUAGUUAGCUGAUCUUUUUCAGGUAGGUAUUAAAUGUAUGUUAUGCUUUCCUUUUUUCUUUACUGAAAUUCGGCCCUAAUGAAUGUGUAAUUGCCUCCUUGUUUCAGUUGAAGGCUUCUACUUUAAAUCUAAUUUCCGUUUUGUAUUGUUUC